Neopsephotus bourkii (Bourke's parrot) is the source of this 2628-nucleotide messenger RNA. Its product is annotated as zinc finger protein 252-like. Lineage: Eukaryota; Metazoa; Chordata; Aves; Psittaciformes; Psittacidae. Bases 846 to 2207 code for a protein of 453 amino acids. The transcript is spliced from 3 exons. The record is from RefSeq and is a predicted model, not a curated record. Gene Ontology annotation, molecular function: RNA polymerase II cis-regulatory region sequence-specific DNA binding; DNA-binding transcription repressor activity, RNA polymerase II-specific. Gene Ontology annotation, biological process: negative regulation of transcription by RNA polymerase II.
ACAGGCCCGCAGGGGGAGCCUCGCCGUAGGACGGCACCAUCGCCACCGGCAGCCCAGCGCCGCCACCUUCCUCCGGCCUUGGAGGCGAAGGCAGCGCCCGCCGUUGGUCGCUGCCGUCACGGGGCAGCGCCCCCUGGUGCGCCGGUCCAGCCGCUGAGGGCGGGCCUGGCCGGGCCGCAGGGAGCGGGGCCUGACCCGGUAGGGCUUGGCCCGGAAGCCCGCCCACCGCGGCCGCGUGAGCUUCCCUGGCAGGGGGUGCUGCGGGGCCCUUUGCUCUCCUCUGCACGCCUCCUGGAGCCGGGGUGCCUGCUCGGCGCGGAGCCGCUAGCUCCCGAGCCGCGCCGCUGGUAGCGGUCGGUGAAAGGCCAGCUCGCCUGACCCUCUUCGUUUCUUUCCCCGGAGCAGGCCCCCGGAGCGGAGCCGGAGAUGCUCAUGCACAUGGAUCAGAAGGAGGAACUGCGGUUGUCCCGUCCCCGCUCCUGCGAAGGGAAGAGUGCUCUGAGCGGCACCUCAGCCACCCUUAAAUACUGGACUGUGGUGAUCAGGCCUCCCCUGAGCCUUCUGUUCUCUGGGCAGAACAAGCCCAGCUCUCUCGGCCUUUCCUCAUACAGCAGGCAGCAGGCCCAGCCCCUGAUCAAGACCCAGAGAAGGGCAGACAAGCAGUGAUGUGUCCCUGUAUCCUUUCACAGGCCUGAGGCGUCUGUGGCUUCAGAAGCUCCUGAACUAGGCACAUAACGUCUCAAGAUCUCUCUUCUUGCCUUCUCAAGCUGCGCACAUUGUAGCAUCCAUGGCAGCUUGCAGCAAGGAGUUCCCCAGCUUAUUUAGCUGAAGACGGGAUUGUGAGCAUGAAUGAAGACAAUGACCAUCAAGGCAUCCCCAGGCCAGCGGAGCCCAAGGGUUUAUGCUCAGGACUCUCCGAGGAGCACAGUUCCCAGAGUCCUGCACAGGACCCUGUUCCCCCACGCAGGUCAGAAAGGAUUCAGAGAUCCAAGAGCUUCCAGGUGAGCUCAAACCUCAUCCAGCAUCGGAGAAUCCACACUGAAUGUGGGAAGAGUUUCCAGCACCGGUCACAUCUCAUACAUCACCAGAGGAUCCACACAGGGGAGCAGCUCUAUACGUGCUCUGAGUGUGGGAAGAGCUUCAGAGAGAGCUUGAAGCUGAUCCGGCACCAGGUGACCCACACUGGGGAGAAGCCCUACAGGUGUGCCGAGUGUGGGAAGACCUUUUCGAAGAACUCGCAGCUCAUCCUGCACCAGCGGGUGCACACUGGGGAGAAACCCUACGAGUGCAGGACCUGCGGGAGGAGCUUCAGCAUGAGCUCGAACCUGAUCCGGCACCAGUUAACCCACACCAGGGAGAAGCCCUACAAGUGUGCCCAGUGUGGGAAGAGCUUCUCCGACAGCUCGCAGCUCCUCCAGCACCAGCGGGUGCACAGUGAGGAGAAACCCUACGAGUGUAUGGAGUGUGGGAAAAGAUUCACCGUGAACUCAUCCCUGAUACGACACCAGCGGCUGCACACUGGGGAGAAACCCUAUGAGUGCAGGACCUGCGGGAAGAGUUUCACUGUGAGCUCAGCCCUGACAGAACACCAGUGGGUCCACAGCAAGGAAAAGCCCUACAAGUGUUCCGACUGUGGGAUGAGCUUCAGCGUGACCUCAGGCCUUACACGACACCAGCGGGUGCACACUGGGGAGAAACCCUAUGAGUGCAGGACCUGCGGGAGGAGCUUCAGUGCGAGCUCAUCCCUGACACGACACCAGCGGGUCCACACUGGGGAAAAGCCCUACAAGUGUGCCGAGUGCGGGAAGAGCUUCUCUGUGAAGUCGAAACUUGUCCAGCAUCAGUGGGUGCACACUGUGAAGAAAUCCUACGAGUGCAGGUGCUGCGGGAAGAGCUUCAGCUUGAGCUCAACCCUGGCAGAACACCAACAGGUCCACACCAGGGAGAAACCCUAUGAGUGUAUGGACUGUGGGAAGAGCUUCGACCGGAGCUACGCGUUCUUGAAUCACCGGCUGAUCCACACCGGGGAGAGGCCCUACAUCUGCACCUACUGCGGGGACAGCUUUCGGCAGAGUCCCCACCUCAUCCGGCACCAACGCAUCCACACUGGGGAGCGUCCCUACAUCUGUGCUGAGUGCGGGAAGGGCUUCAGAGUGAGCUCGGCGCUCUUCCGGCACCAGCAGACCCACAGGGGUGGGGGGCACUAGGUGGGGUGAGUGUGGGGAGCAGUGAGGUCUGAUACUCUGUGAGCAAAGCCCGGUGUCUCCCCCUCACAUUGACCACCUUGCAUGUGGAGGGUGAAAGCAGUUUCUUCCCAGGAGAGUGAGCCCUCAGAGAUGAAGAAGGGGAGAGCUGCUGGAGGGAGCGGAUUGGAGGUUUGGUUCAGGUGCCAGCAGGAAGGUGCCUGACUCCUUUCAGUGGUGGGCAGCCCCAGAAUGAGGAGCAGUAGCCAUGAACUGAAACACAAGAGGUUUGACCUCAACACGAGGAAGAACUUGUUCCGUUGCAGUGGCAGAGCACUGAACAGGCUGCGCAGGGGGAUGUGGAGGCUCCCCCUGUGGGCAAAUCCAAGCCCUGCCUGGACACAUUCAAGUGCCCCUGCCCUGGCAGGGCUGGAACUGGGUGACC